AUGUCAAAGCUGAAACACGUGGAACGAAGCUCAGAAACCAUCUCCGACAUCGCCAAAGAUGUAAUACGUCUUCUCGAGGAGGAGAAAGAAACUGUCGGUGUCGCCGAGUCCUUAACAGGCGGCAGUAUCAUGGCUGCCCUCACAGCAGUCGAAGGCGCAAGUUCUGUCUGUCGCGGCGGCAUAGUUUCCUACAGCACAGGCAUAAAGGUCAACAUACUCGGAGUUAGUCAAUCUAUCAUCACGAAGCACGGCGCUGUCAAUGGGGAAGUCGCGGAACAGAUGGCCGCUGGCGCUCGCAGUAUCACGACGCUCGAUACGCCAACGACAUGGGGGAUUAGCACGACGGGUGUGGCAGGACCUGGUACGGAGGAAGGAAAAGCACCCGGGACGGUGAUUAUUGGAAUCUCGAGGGCUGGCCAGGACAGAGCGUUUGGGCCGUUCUACUUUCCAGGGGAUCGCGAUGCUGUUAGGAAAGCCACCGUUACAAAGGCUUUGGAACAGUUGAGAGAACUUCUACGUGACCGGGAUCAUAUGGAUAACCGACCAUAA
This is a messenger RNA of Fusarium subglutinans, 549 nucleotides long. RefSeq names its product competence damage-inducible. Lineage: Eukaryota; Fungi; Ascomycota; Sordariomycetes; Hypocreales; Nectriaceae. The coding region runs from base 1 to 549 and encodes 182 amino acids. The transcript has a single exon. The record is from RefSeq and is a predicted model, not a curated record.